CUAGUACACAGUGCUAACAAAAUGUCGAAACUUUCAAUUGUUUACGUGUUGCUCUUACUGUUUUUAGCGACUGAACUUUCGUCAGCUACUUUGGAUGCACUUUCCAGUGCGCUUAUAUCGCCAGUGCUUAGAAAAGCAAAGGGUAAUACAAUAUUUUCGCCACUGCUUCUAAGCGAGGGUCUAAUGCAACUUUAUAUGGGCGCGGAGGGCAACACUGCAGUGGAAAUAGCGAAUUUGCUACAAAUCAAAUGCACAUUGAAAGCGGCAGCAAUCGAAGAUUAUUACAAAUGGCAUCGCACGCUGAUUGCGCCUGCAAAUGUGAACUUGAAAAUGGGUAACCGCAUUUACUUGGCAAGCAAUGUACCCAUAAUGGAGGACUACGAGCAUCAAGUAGCUGAAGUGUUUAAUGCUACGAUACAGCAUGUGAACUUUGCUGACAGCGACAAGACAGUUGGCAUUAUAAACCGCUGGGCUAAUGCAUUAACUCAGGGUAAAAUAACUAAGCUGCUGGACAAAACCACUGAGCAAACCAAGCUUAUGCUGCUUGGUGCAAUCUACUUCAAGGCCAAGUGGCAGCAACAAUUCAACAAAUUGCAUACUAAACUACGCGCUUUUAGUAUAGCGCGUCCAAAUGGAUUCAUACGCACCAAACAAGUUGAAACUAUGCAGAUUAGUGCAAAUUUUGCUUAUCGCCGCUUACUGGAUGUGGAGGCCACAGCUAUUGUUAUGCCCUUUGCAGCAAAUCUUUCAAUGGUUAUACUGCUGCCUGAGAGCAUCGAUGGAGUGGAUAGACUUUUGGAGAAUUUAAGUAAAGUCGACAUCGGCUCAGUUACGGAAGAGUUUGAAACUUUCAUUACGCUUACAUUGCCGAAAUUCAAGUUUAAUGUGGCAAUUGAUUUCAUUAAAAUAUUAAAGAGCUUGGGCGUCAACGAUUUGUUUGACAUGGCAGAGUUAAGUGCAAUGAGCGAGCUAACGGGUUUAAAUGUGUCCAAGUUCUUGCAAAAGGCAUUUAUUGAAGUUAGUGAGCAAGGUGCGAAAGCGGCGGCUGUUGAAGCCAUACAGUUUGCUCGCGGGAAAAGUCUAACUGGACCCGAAGUUAACAUUGAUCAUCCAUUUGUAUUUCUAAUAAAAGACGAGCAGCGAGUUUAUCUUGCGGGCGUGGUAAAGGAUCCUGAAGACAAAAAAUAAAUAAAAGCUGCAGCCAAAUGUCUAAAUUAA
This is a messenger RNA of Drosophila busckii, 1218 nucleotides long. RefSeq names its product leukocyte elastase inhibitor. Lineage: Eukaryota; Metazoa; Arthropoda; Insecta; Diptera; Drosophilidae. Gene Ontology annotation, molecular function: serine-type endopeptidase inhibitor activity. The record is from RefSeq and is a predicted model, not a curated record. The transcript has 2 exons. The coding region runs from base 22 to 1188 and encodes 388 amino acids.